CCUGAAGCUUUAGAUUUCAUCCUGAAACGGGGAAGUGAGGGACCUAGAGUAAGCAGUGUGUGACUGUUCUUAUUCUAAAGCCCAGAGACUCUGCAAGCAAGUACUUCCCCCUUUGAGCGCUUUCUGACUGCUCAGCUCACACACAGUCGGUUGUAACACUGUCAGGCUAGUCCAGACAAAACACUUGCUCACACUUCAGUCCCCAGUGAACUACCUAGCCACUGACCCUCCCAUCCCAUCCAUGUGCCACUCUGUCUCACCCCCUCUUUUAGUAUCUCUCCCUCUCUCUCGUUGACUCUCUCUCUCUCCUCUCGCUCCUCUCUCUCAGUCUCCAUCCAUUCCCUGCUAGGGAUGCGGCUGCCAUAGCAACUGCUGAGUCACUCCCGGCUCUCUGCUCUCAGCUGCCGUCCUCUAAUGUGAUUGUUUUAGUGAGGGUGGCACCCAGGCCCUCAGUCAUCCACCCCGCCUGCAUGCGUGAGCAUAUUGAUCAGAGUGCUACAACACCUAUAUUUGUUGCAGUCGAUUCAGUCGAACGUAAAGAUCCAUCACUGCGGGUGUCGGAGCUAGAUGACCCUGGGGGAGUUCUACAGGUCGUACGGGAGCCUUUCAGAUGGGUAACUUUCCCACCACGGUGAAGCACUGCCUGAGCUACGAGGAACUAAUCCAGGAUUAUCCAUGGCUAGCACGCUGGCUGCAGGAGGAGAAGCGAGCUUUAACACAUGAAUACCCAGAGUAUGUUAAAAUUGUUGAAGUCGGGCCAAGAGACGGACUUCAAAAUGAAAAGGAAAUGGUUCCAACAGGAGUCAAAAUCCAGCUGAUAGACAUGCUCUCAGAAACAGGCCUGCCUGUGAUCGAGGCCACCAGUUUUGUGUCUUCAAAGUGGGUACCGCAGAUGGCGGACCACACUGAAGUACUUCAAGCCAUCCACAGAUCUUCUCAUGUUCGUUAUCCAGUUCUGACACCCAACAUGCAUGGCUUUCAGGAUGCUGUUGCAGCUGGUGCUACUGAAGUGGCCGUGUUUGGGUCUGCAUCUGAGACCUUCAGUAGGAAAAACAUCAACUGCUCUAUAGAUGAGAGCAUUCUGAGGUUCGAGGAAGUCAUUUGCACUGCCAAACAACGACAGAUUCCAGUCCGUGGAUAUGUUUCUUGUGCACUAGGAUGUCCAUAUGAGGGACCCAUUGAAUCCACUAAAGUUGCAGAGGUGGUGAAGAGGUUGUAUGAACUGGGCUGCUACGAGGUGUCUCUGGGGGAUACUAUCGGCGUGGGCACCCCAGGCUCCAUGGCCAAGAUGUUACACAGCGUCAAGAAGGAGGUACCCAGCAGCGCUCUGGCCGUUCACUGCCAUGACACUUACGGCCAGGCCCUGGCCAACAUCCUAACCGCACUGCAGAUGGGGAUUUGUACAGUGGACUCGUCUGUAGCAGGUUUGGGAGGGUGCCCAUAUGCCCAGGGGGCCUCUGGCAACGUGUCAACAGAAGAUGUUCUCUAUAUGCUCCAUGGGAUGGGCAUUAAAACCGGAGUGGAUCUCUCCAAAGUAAUCGAGGCAGGUGACUUCAUCUGCAAAGCCUUAAACCGCAAGACCAACUCCAAGGUAGCCCAAGCAAGAGGCGAUUACUCUGUGCAUUGCCGCAUGAAGAAGAUAAAUACUUGACACCUUGUCCUUUUGAACAUUGUUCCUUUUCCUGCUGCAUAUAGAUAGCAAAUUAUACAAUACAAAGUGCACUAUACUUCAUUUUUUGGACAAAAAUGUGUAUCCAUUUAGCAGAGGCACUUUAUUAAAGUGUUAAUGGAUAAGGCCUACUUAAAUUCAAGAAAUAACUGUAAACUUUUCAAACCAAAUAACUUGUAUCACUGUCUGAAUGGAGGUAAAAGAGAUGACUCCUCACUAAGUUGUGAAAGUUAUUCAUGAUGUUUCUGUUUGGGGUCUCUUCCCAUUCAUUUCCAGCUCAAUGUGGUUACAAUUAGACAAGGGGACCUGAGAGGGUUAAGGGAGUCCUGCUGGGUUUAAAACCAGUGUGGGUCGAUCAUUAUCUCCCUCAAAAUGUAUUUUCAUUUCCUAAGUCGCUUGCUCUGUCAAGAUGGAAGUAUGUAUGCCUUCACAUGUGAAAUAUGUAUUUGUUUUCUCUCUCUUCAUCCUUCUCACCAGUGCAUGACCCCAUUCCAUAAGUUGGAUAAGGUCAUUCAUUAAUUGUAUUUUUUAGAGUUAAAUGGACAGUAGUUGGCAGCUUUAUGUUGAACUAUUGUAUUUGCAAUAGUCAGAAGGGACAAAGGUAUUUUAGCUGGUGAAGCAUCUCAUCCGCUACUUUUGGUAGAAGUAGGCCUGACAAUAUCUAUAAGAACACUGAACAAUAUCAAAUAUUGGUAAAUUAAAUCCCGACAUUAACUUGGUUGUAUAACAAAGCAUUUAACCUCCCUUCCACUUGACAGUCCUCCUUUUUCAACGCCUUACUCUUGCAGAUAAGUUGAGCAAAUGUCAAUAUCCAUGAGUAAAGUAUUUUAUUAAUUUGCUUUUUGAUAGUAAUGAAUGUACUGUAGUAUUAUGUAUUGUGUGAGUAUUAUGUGUUGAGUGACAAAGUGCUAUAAUAAUAAGUAAUAUAUUGACUGUAUGUAGUGCCUUUAUUCUAUGGGUUCAAGAAGAGUGACAUAUAUAUGAUAAAUUAAAUGAAGAGUUAAUAGUUAAUAGCUAAUAAAUAGUUAGAAAAGUAAUUUUGUUUUUGCAAACCAAGGUAACUUGGUGAAUCCAACAUGCUUAUUACAUAAAGAUAAUAAAGGUUGAUUAAACAAA
Molecule: messenger RNA, 2785 nt
Organism: Oncorhynchus nerka (sockeye salmon)
Lineage: Eukaryota; Metazoa; Chordata; Actinopteri; Salmoniformes; Salmonidae
Product: 3-hydroxy-3-methylglutaryl-CoA lyase, cytoplasmic-like
Exons: 9
Coding region: 611-1651 (346 amino acids)
Biological process (GO): ketone body biosynthetic process; L-leucine catabolic process
Molecular function (GO): hydroxymethylglutaryl-CoA lyase activity
Source: RefSeq, a predicted model, not a curated record